AUGGACCAAAUAAACUGGGCAGCGACCAUUGGGGAUUAUAUCAAUCUAGACUAUCUAGGGCUUGAUAAUGAAGCAAAUGACGUUGAAAUCGACCUUCCCGCAACAGAAUCGUCCCUAAUUAGAGACGAAACCGCAGAGAAGUCUGAGGAGGAGCUUGAGGAGGACUCUGAGGAGGACUUGGAGGUAAAUACCCACUUAAUAAGUGGGUAA
Messenger RNA from Penicillium taxi, 210 nucleotides. RefSeq lists its product as uncharacterized. Lineage: Eukaryota; Fungi; Ascomycota; Eurotiomycetes; Eurotiales; Aspergillaceae. The transcript has a single exon. The record is from RefSeq and is a predicted model, not a curated record. The coding region runs from base 1 to 210 and encodes 69 amino acids.